Sander lucioperca (pikeperch) is the source of this 1178-nucleotide messenger RNA. It is a transcript of the gene psmd14, whose product is annotated as proteasome 26S subunit, non-ATPase 14. Bases 170 to 1102 code for a protein of 310 amino acids. Gene Ontology annotation, cellular component: proteasome regulatory particle, lid subcomplex. The transcript has 11 exons. Gene Ontology annotation, biological process: protein deubiquitination; proteasome-mediated ubiquitin-dependent protein catabolic process. NCBI's taxonomy places the organism in Eukaryota, Metazoa, Chordata, Actinopteri, Perciformes, Percidae. Gene Ontology annotation, molecular function: metallopeptidase activity; proteasome binding; protein binding. The record is from RefSeq and is a predicted model, not a curated record.
UAAAAUUGCCAGUUGGGCGACAAAAAUACACGUCAUCAGUGCGACGGAAGCAGUUUCUCUAAAAAAAGACAAUUCGGGCUGAUUCAUUGUAGCCAGUUGGUUUGACGCGACUGAACACAGAAAUACAGACUUUUCUAAACACCCGAAACAUUUAACAACAAAUCUUGAUAUGGACCGGCUGCUGAGGCUCGGUGGAGGAAUGCCAGGGCUUGGCCAGGGCCCCCCAACAGAUGCACCUGCUGUGGACACAGCAGAGCAGGUUUACAUCUCCUCUCUGGCCCUGCUCAAGAUGUUGAAGCACGGGCGUGCUGGUGUACCAAUGGAGGUUAUGGGAUUGAUGCUGGGAGAAUUUGUUGAUGACUACACAGUGCGAGUGAUUGAUGUGUUUGCCAUGCCCCAGUCUGGAACAGGUGUGAGUGUUGAAGCAGUGGACCCUGUGUUCCAGGCCAAGAUGCUGGAUAUGCUGAAGCAGACCGGCAGACCAGAGAUGGUGGUUGGGUGGUACCACAGUCACCCUGGUUUUGGCUGUUGGUUGUCUGGCGUGGACAUCAACACACAGCAGAGCUUCGAGGCCCUGUCAGAGCGAGCCGUCGCAGUGGUGGUGGACCCCAUUCAGAGUGUCAAAGGAAAGGUUGUCAUUGAUGCCUUCAGAUUGAUCAAUGCCAACAUGAUGGUGUUGGGUCAUGAACCAAGACAAACCACAUCCAACCUGGGUCAUCUGAACAAGCCCUCAAUCCAGGCUCUGAUUCAUGGCCUUAACAGACACUACUACUCCAUCACCAUCAAUUACAGGAAAAACGAGCUGGAGCAAAAGAUGCUGUUAAACCUGCAUAAGAAGAGCUGGAUGGAGGGCCUGACCCUGCAGGACUACAGCGAGCACUGCAAGCUCAACGAGACCAUCGUCAAGGAGAUGCUGGAGCUGGCCAAGAACUACAAUAAGGCUGUUGAAGAGGAGGACAAAAUGACCCCAGAGCAGCUGGCAAUCAAGAAUGUUGGAAAACAGGAUCCCAAGAGGCACUUGGAGGAGCACGUAGAUGUUUUAAUGACAUCCAACAUUGUUCAGUGCCUAGCUGCCAUGUUGGAUACUGUUGUUUUCCAGUGACGGGCCUGUGUGUAUAAGUGUUAAUAUUACAACCCUUGUUUUCUUUUAUAUAAAAUAAAUGUAUGUACGGAAUGAA